Messenger RNA from Exophiala bonariae, 1191 nucleotides. RefSeq lists its product as uncharacterized. The coding region runs from base 1 to 1191 and encodes 396 amino acids. The record is from RefSeq and is a predicted model, not a curated record. The transcript has a single exon. Lineage: Eukaryota; Fungi; Ascomycota; Eurotiomycetes; Chaetothyriales; Herpotrichiellaceae.
AUGAGCCGCAUGAUCAUCCUGGCAGGCGCUCCUGCUCCUGCGAAGCUCGACUGGAGCGAAAAAUCCCUCUUGUCCUCCGAGUCAAUGCAUCUGGAGGGUGUCACCUCACCACUCUCGCCCACUUCCAAAGCCUUUGGUGCUCAAUGGCGACAGAUCACCACCCAAAGGCUGCAGAUGCGCCCGAUCCUCCCCAAACUCAACAUUGGCCCACUACCUACGCCAAACGAGCUCAACAAAGGCCCCGCUGAAUUCUUCAGCCCUGAUGAACACAUUGGCACCCAGACACCCGUCAGCGAUAUCAGUGCGAGUGAAUCGCAGCCGUCAGCGUCCGGCGCCUCGGCCGAUUCUACUUCGGAAGCACUGUCGGAUUACUAUCAACACUCUUUCACAAUUCACGAGGCGAUACCGUCGAAUCAAUUAAGUGGCUUCUCAGAGUACACACCGGGCACACCGACCUACGAGAGCAAUGAAGAGAUGUUCCCAAUGACUCCGAUCAAUGGAGGAGGCAUAAUUCGCACACCCUCGCAGCGGAGACUGAGCCAGGCACCAAGACCAAAACACCUCAGCGACCUGGAGGACAUUCCCAAUGCAAAGUACCUAUCGUCGAUCGAGCCACAGACGAUGACGGUCAAUCUGAUCGUGGGCAUUAUAUCAAUUGCACCACCUCGCACAGUGAUUACGGGUCAAAAGUACGGAAAGCCGAGGCCCACAGAGCUCGUGGAAAUGAUUGUCGGCGACGAUACCAAAACCGGCUUCAGCAUCACCAUGUGGCUACCACGAGAGAUGAGAGUGAACUGGAAGGAUGGUGCAAACGCCGCGCCAGAAGGAUCAAGAAGUGUUUUGAGGCGGAGCCUCCGGUUUAUGCGACCGCGCGACGUGGUAUUGCUACAGAAUGUCGCGUUGAGCUCCUACCAAGGCAAAGUCCAUGGACAGAGCCUGAAGGGAGACGUGACCAAGAUUGAUCUACUGUUCCGGAAGAAAGUCGACGACGACGAUCUCAGCGGCAUUUACUCGGUCUCAAAUCUACGGACAGCUACAGGCAAAGACCCACAGGUGUUGAAAGUCAAAAAGGUUCGAGAUUGGAUGACCGAGUUCGUCGGCGACCGAGGCAGCCCUGCUCCCAAAGGACGACGAAGAAGGGGUCUUGACGGAAGGCUUGGGUAUGGAUUCCUCCCCGACGAUACCCAGUGA